Messenger RNA from Conger conger (European conger), 2112 nucleotides. RefSeq names its product vasoactive intestinal polypeptide receptor-like. Gene Ontology annotation, molecular function: peptide hormone binding; vasoactive intestinal polypeptide receptor activity; G protein-coupled peptide receptor activity. The record is from RefSeq and is a predicted model, not a curated record. Gene Ontology annotation, cellular component: plasma membrane. The transcript is spliced from 13 exons. Gene Ontology annotation, biological process: cell surface receptor signaling pathway; adenylate cyclase-modulating G protein-coupled receptor signaling pathway. NCBI's taxonomy places the organism in Eukaryota, Metazoa, Chordata, Actinopteri, Anguilliformes, Congridae. The coding region runs from base 211 to 1551 and encodes 446 amino acids.
GUAGCCUAGUUCAGACGUUUGAACCUACAAGUUCACUCUGAUUUAUAACUUCAGCCAAUUCACUGAGAGGAGAUUAGUUGGAACUUUGAACAACUGUCUGCAUGGCAGUCAAAUGUGCUAGAGGAAGGACGGAUUGUAAUCUUUGUUAAUGUAAUCUACACGUCUAGAAGAGGACUCGCUUCAAAGGUCCAGUCCUUUCCGCCAAACGAAAUGGAUGCUUCAAAAUGUCUGUUUGUUUUAUCACUGAACGUCUUGUUUUCGUCUGUGCUGUCUGUUCAGAUGUGUGAUGUCGUAAUCGAAAUUGAGUCGGCAAGAAAUCAGUGCAUUACACAGGCAGAGUCGGAAAAUGUCACUUCAGGCUGCAGAGGGACAUGGGAUAUUAUCACUUGUUGGCCAUCAGCCAGGGUUGGAGAGGUAGUGACUAUACCCUGCCCAGACUACUUCAAGUACUUCAGCAGCCAGCAUAAAGGGAAUCUCUCUAAGAUGUGCACCAGUGAUGGCUGGACAGAGAUGCAUCCCACCAGCUACGCCCUCAACUGUGGUUACAACCUCAACAGUACCUCCAGCGAUGAUGCGGGGAAUUUUUUGCGGUCGGUGAAGAUUGGCUACACCAUCGGCCACAGUGUCUCUCUGAUCUCCCUGACUGCAGCCAUCAUUAUUCUGUGUAUUUUUAGGAAGCUGCACUGCACGAGGAACUACAUCCACAUGCACCUUUUUGUGUCCUUCAUCCUGAAAGCCGUCACCGUCUUCAUCAAAGAUGUCGUGCUGUACGAUGUCGAGGAGGCCGACGACUGCUUUACGGAAUUGGUUGGGUGUAAAGUUGUGGUGGUGUUCUUUCAAUAUGGCGUCAUGGCUAGUUACUUCUGGCUCUUAGUGGAGGGCUUGUAUCUCCAUGCCCUAUUGGCUGUUUCCUUCUUCUCCGAGAGGAAAUAUUUCUGGUGUUACAUUCUGAUUGGCUGGGGAGGCCCAGCGGUUUUUAUCACAGCCUGGAGCAUCACAAAGGCCUACUUCAAUGAUGUUGCAUGCUGGGAUAUCAUUGAAAGUUCUGAUCACUUUUGGUGGAUCAUCAAGACCCCAGUUCUAGCCUCCAUACUGAUGAACUUCAUCCUCUUCAUCUGCAUCAUCCGAAUACUUCGCCAGAAGAUAAACUGUCCAGACAUAGGACGGAAUGAAUCCAACCAGUAUUCGAGGCUGGCAAAAUCCACCCUAUUACUAAUUCCGCUCUUUGGAAUCAACUACAUCAUAUUUGCCUUCAUCCCUGAUCACAUGAAUAGUGAGAUGCGGCUGGUGUUUGACCUCAUUCUCGGCUCGUUUCAGGGUUUUGGAGUUGCAGUCCUGUACUGUUUUCUAAAUGGAGAGGUGCAGGCAGAGAUUAAGAGGAAGUGGAGGAGGUGGCAUCUGGAGAGGUUCCUGGGGACCGAUAUGAAGUACCAGCAGCCCUCACUUGGCAGCAACUGCAACAACUUCAGCACCCAGAUCACCGUUCUGACCAAAAGCAGUCCCACCACACGCCGGCCGUCCACCUGCCAGGACGACCUGUCCACACUCUGACACUCCCUCUGUUCCUUCCGCAGGGUCUGCAGAGUGGAUGGAAAGUUCUGGGAAGUGAUAGCAUUAGCAUUUUAAGAGGGAUGAGUGAUGCUACUUGGUUGUAUUUUCUUUUGAAGCUCGACCGUGCUUCAUUACAUUGUUUCAUUGCGUAGCAGGUGUCCUUAUCACCCGUCUACCUUGCUUCUUGUAACCCAUUUUCAGGGCUGGACAUUUCCUGAGGCGAUUCAGCUUGAGUGUCUUGUUCAGUGAUGCAACUUCUGUGCCCCAUGUGGGAUUUGAACCUGCAACCUACUGGUUCCGAGAUUUCUUCACGACGGUUUCACCCCAAGACAUAUGAAUGUUUCACCUCAUUGCUGGACUGUGAUACAUCUGGAGUACAUUGGCAACGUGCCAACAUGGAUGUGGAUCCGUCAUAUUCUGUCAAUAACCGAUUUGCAUCAGUCUUAAUUUUUUGUUUUGUGAUGGAGUGCCAUGUGAGUGGUUUAUAUUGAUAAACAUGUGGCAGUUCAACAUAUGAUGUUCGCUUUACUUUCCCAUAAUGACCAUUAGACCACCAACGUU